AUGAGGCGGCGUCACAGUGCAUUGGCAUUGCCACAAUGGCAUAACAUCGACCGUUCCAUCAGCGACCACUUCCGGCUAGGCGCCGCAGCCGUAAAGAUGGUGGCACGUCCGGGAACACGCACGCUUGACUUGACGUCGGAGGCGGUGUUGUGGAUGCUACAGCUCGUCGUUGGCUGUCGAGAUCUGUGGGUAGACACAAAAUGGGCCUUGGGCGAUGGGAUGAAACUACCUGUGGCCAUUCUGCAAUGGCACGUACAACCCACCAGAAGCCUCUUCAUACGACUGUCGCCAGAUCUUCCCGCAGGCCCGGACCGUGACCAGAUAGAAUAUCAAGAUCGACCCUCGGGAGCGCCGUGGUGCUCGAUUUCAUAUCUUUGCAAGCAGUUCCUAAAUGAGGGGCUACCCAGCCGACAUCCUUUCCCGAAGGUCGCCAUCCAUUCGAAUGGGGAUUUCAUGCAUGUCGAUGGCUCACCAGUGCCACAGCUUCAGGAUUACAUUGCUUCAAACCUGCAUGGAUUCGUGGAACUGAAUGGUACGGCGCGUACAAUCGUCUUCACACGGUUACUGCAAGUCUUUUUUGAUCGCGAUCCGAAUGGUCGGCGCGGUAAACUAUGGUCCUACACCAACGACGGCUUUCCGGGUUUCUGUUUUUUCGCAGCCAUCGAAGUCGCGGUCUAUCAAAAACGGCUAGAUGCUACGAGAGUGUUCACCUGUCUUCUUUUGGAGCUAGGUUAUGAAUACGACGAAGUGCAAGCUCCGCACUGCCGCAUCAACCCGUUCUACGCCUGCUGCGACCACUACCGCCUAGGAGCCGCGGCCGUGAAGAUGGUGGCCCGACUGGAACCACGCGCGUUUGACUUGACGUUGGAGGCGAAGUUCCUUGAAGAGGGGCUACCCAGUCGACAUCCUUUUCCGAAGGUCGCCAUCCAUUCGAAUGGCUAUGAGCUGUUCAUGCGUGUCGAUGAUUCGCCAGCUGUGCAGCUUCAGAUGAGCUCGCCAAGACCCGAAGCACCAGAUGCCGGGCUGGCUGGAGCCGCCUCACCCGCCCCACCGACAGCCGCGCCCACGAAAAAGACGCUGAAGGUGGCGGUGACGGGCUGCGUGCACGGCGAGAUCGAGAAGGUCUACAAGACCAUCGCCGAGAUCGAGAAGCGCGACGGGAUCAAGGUCGACCUGGUGGUGUGCGCAGGCGACUUUCAGUCGGUGCGCAACCACGGCGACCUCCACCACAUGCACGUGAAGCCCAACUUCCGGAGCCUGCAGAGCUUCUACAAGUACUACUCGGGCGAGGAGACGGCCCCGAUCCUCACGCUCUUCGUCGGCGGCAACCACGAGGCAUCGGGCUUCCUCCUCGAGCUGCCCAACGGCGGCUGGGUGGCCCCGAACGUCUACUACAUGGGCUUCGCCUCCGUCGUCAAGUUUGCCGGACUGCGCAUCGCCGGCCUGUCGGGCAUCUACAAGGCCCAGGACUACCAGAAGGGCCACUACGAGCGCCCGCCUUUUGCCCGAGGCUCCGAAAUCUCUGCCUACCAUGUGAGGGCCCUCGAAGUGUUCCGGCUACGACAACUGCGCGCUCGAGACGGGGAGGCCGCGAAGAACUGCAUCGACUGCGUCGUCACGCACGAUUGGCCGGCCGGCAUCACCGAUUAUGGCAAUGUGCAGCAGCUGCUCCGGUUCAAGCCGUACUUUGAGGAGGACAUCAAAUACAACCGCCUGGGCAACGCGGCCACCCUGCAGCUGCUCCAAGAGCUCCGCCCGAAGCACUGGUUCGCCGCCCAUCUCCACUGCAAGUUCCCGGCCCUGAUCCCGCACGAGCUGGACGGCGUCGAGCCGACGAAAUUCCUCGCGCUCGACAAGCCAAUUCCAAGGCGCCACUUUUUGCAGAUUCUCGACAUUGAAGUGGAUGAGGACGCGCCGCUAACACUCGAACACGACACCGACUGGCUGGCCAUCCUCAGAAGCACCGACAAGUUCACGGAGGUCUCCGCCCAGGCCUGCUACCUGCCAUCGAAGGUGUCGAAUGAGCGCUGGGACUUCCGGCCGACUGACGAAGAGCUGGCGGCGGUGCGUGAGCUCGGCGAUCUGAGCGUCUCGUCCACAUUUCUGCACACGGCGCCUCCGUUGAAGCAUCAGGAUGUGCAGAUACGUAAAAACGACGGCCCCAGCCAAUACUACCGCAAUCCGCAGAGCGAGAAAUUCUGCAAAUGGCUCGGCAUCCGAAAUCUCAACGCGCUGCUGGCCGAAGAUCAGGGAGCCGAUGUCGGGACGGCUUUCUAUUUGACUGACGUCAGCAACCAAAGCGGCGAGAUCUCGUUGAGUUCGCAGGAGGAAGAAGAAUUCGGGGACCUCGGAUUUGUCGUCGACGGGGUCGGAGCGUUGCCUGGGGUCGCUACAAACAUAGGCAGCAGCAACACCACGAAACUGCCCCCGGUGGCCGCCGGCGAGCCGAUAAUGCACGAGGGCAAUGAGGCGUUUGGCGCGUCGGAGGAGUGGACGGCUCCCGUUGGCGCCGGCGAUUUGGACGAUCUGCUCGCUGGGUUCUCGGCUCCCGGCGAUGGUCCCGCGUCGAAGCGAUCCAAGUUC
This is a messenger RNA of Mesorhabditis spiculigera, 2583 nucleotides long. NCBI's taxonomy places the organism in Eukaryota, Metazoa, Nematoda, Chromadorea, Rhabditida, Rhabditidae. The record is from the annotation of a GenBank genome assembly.